Molecule: messenger RNA, 1953 nt
Organism: Penicillium taxi
Lineage: Eukaryota; Fungi; Ascomycota; Eurotiomycetes; Eurotiales; Aspergillaceae
Gene: rgd1
Product: putative Rho GTPase activator (Rgd1)
Exons: 9
Coding region: 1-1953 (650 amino acids)
Biological process (GO): signal transduction; regulation of GTPase activity
Cellular component (GO): cytoplasm
Source: RefSeq, a predicted model, not a curated record
AUGGCAGAACUUACAAACUCUGAUGCCCUACCUGCAUCAGAUGCCCCAUCCAGUACCGUUCGCUCGUUUGCAGCUCCUGUCGACCAGCCCAUUUCCGAUGAGCUCAAGGCUCGCUUGAAUAAGGUCAUCUACUCAGAGAUCGGCAUCACUACCCUCCUAUCUCGCUUAAAACAAAGUGUGGCAUCUGCCAAGGAUUUCUCAACUUUUUUGAAGAAGCGAGGAGUACUGGAAGAAGAACAUGCACAGGGUCUACGAAAGCUGUCCCGCGCCAUUAGCGAUGCCGCCCAACGGACCGAAAACAGACAGGGAACAUACAGUGCUAGCUACAAAGAUAUCCACAAUCUUCAGGAGCGCAUGGCCAAACAUGGCCAGCAAUUCUCAGCAUCCCUACAACAGAUGUCCGAGGACCUGACGGAGCUCGCCUCUGAGAUGGAACGGAGUCGUAAGCAAUGGAAACAGACCGGAUUGGCUGCUGAAAAGAAAGUUGUGGAUGCUGAAGUUUUGGCCGAGAAGGCAAAGGUUAAGUAUGAUACCUUGGCUGAACAGUACGAUCGCGCCCGUACCGGAGACAAGCAGAGCGGAAAGUUUGGUUUGAAGGGACACAAGUCCGCUGCGCAGCAUGAGGAGGAACUCCUUCGCAAGGUGCAGCAUGCGGAUAGCGACUAUUCAGCGAAGGUCACAGCUGCACAGAGUGCUCGCCGGGAAUUGAUCUCCACUCAUCGUCCAGAGGCCGUGGAUAAGCUCCAGCAAUUGAUUUCAGAGUGUGACUCGGGCUUGACUUUGCAACAACAGAAGUUUGCUACCUUCAGCGAGAAACUACUUGUAGGUCAAGGUCUAUGUGUCAGCCCAAUAACGGGUGAAAACAGUGGACAAAGCGCACCUAAGAGUCUGGCAGAAGUGGUCCGCCAAGUGGACAACCAGAAGGAUCUCCACGAUUUCAUCCUGACCUAUGAGGGAAAUCCGGGUGCCAUUGCAGGGAAGGAAGUCAAAUACGAGCGUCAUCCUACUCUCAGUGGACCACCACCUGGCCUGCAAACAAGCAAUGUACAAGCCCAGCGCCAACCUUCCGUGCCCAUAUCUUCCCCACCACCCCAAACUUCCCUGCCAGCGUCCUCCAUGGCUCCACCUCCAUCCUUCUCUCAUACUCCCUCUGCUCCAGUGAGCCAAUCGAGCAUUGAGAAGUUCCAUCCACCUUACCCAACGGAUCCUGUCCCACCACCGGCAGCGAGUCAAGCCCCAUAUCCACUUUCCGCAACACCCGUUCACGAAGCUCCUAAUCACGGCCCAUUAUCUGGUCCACCUCCAGUGGAGAGGGGAUUCCAGCCUAGCCUUACUGAGAAUCUACCUCCUCUGAAACCCGUUUUCGGUGUGUCGCUAGAAGAUCUCUAUCACAGAGAUGGAACGGCGGUACCCCUCCUUGUUUACAAAUGUUUCCAAGCCAUUGAGCUGUUUGGACUGGAUUUGGAGGGUGUUUAUCGAAUUCCCGGCAGUGCUAACCACAUCAACCACCUGAAAGCAUUAUUCGACAACGACCCAAAUGCAGUUGAUCUUGCAAACCCAGAGAACUUCUUCCAUGAUGUCAACAGUGUCGCAGGACUUGCGAAGCAGUUCUUCAGGGAUCUGCCUGAUCCCCUAUUCACAUCUCAGUUCUAUGCACAAUUUGUUGAAGCUGCCCGCAUUGAUGAUGAUAUCCAACGCCGAGACUCUCUCCACGCCCUUAUCAAUAAUCUUCCCGAUGCCCACUAUGCCACCCUCAGGGCCGUCAUUCUGCAUCUGAACAAGAUUCAAGAGCAUUACACCGAGAACCGUAUGAACGCAGGCAACCUGGCUAUCUGCUUUGGGCCAACCUUGAUGGGCGCCAACUCCGGAGGCAACAUUGCCGACGCCGGCUGGCAAGUUCGUGUCAUUGAAACGAUCUUGAACAACACCUUCCAAAUCUUUGAUGACGACUAG